AUGGCAUCCAAUAUCCUACAGCUCCCGUUCCGACGCUCCCACACGGUGUCGCUGUCCGAUGCGAUCACGCAGUACAUCUCCUCCAAAUAUGAUCAGCGCCCGGAUAUGUUCGCGGACGAUCUGAUGAUCAUCGACCGCCUCCGAGCAGAGGCUGUCAAUGUCCAGGAACCACACGUGAGCGGGAUCAGUCGACUGGUCACGUACUCGGCGCAGCUGAAAUGGCUGGGAGGAAAGUUUCCGAUCGAUGUGGGGAUAGACUUUGCGUGGUAUCCAGCAUUGGGAUUCAAUACUACUCGGCCUGUAUCACAGAACAACUUACGGUUCGAACUGGCGAACAUCCUCUUUAACCUCGCGGCCCUAUACUCGCAACUUGCAUAUGCGUUGAAUCGAACUACUGCGGAUGGACUCAAACAGGCCUGCAACUACUCUUGCCAAGCAGCAGGUGUACUGAAACAUCUAAGAACCGAUAUAAUCCCCGACCUUCGCUCAUCCCCGCCGGAAGAUAUGGAUGAGAUUACCCUGCAAAGCCUAGAGCUUCUUCUGCUUGCGCAGGGACAAGAGUGCUUCUGGCAGAAGGCCGUCAAGGACGGGCUGAAAGACGCCUCAAUUGCACGUCUCGCAGCCCAGGUUUCUGACUUUUAUGGCGAUACGGGCGACUUGGCGGUCAAGUCUAACGCGAUUAGCACGGAAUGGAUCCACCAUAUGACGGCAAAGCACCACCACUUUGCGGCUGCUGCACAGUACCGGCAAUCAUUGGACUGUUUGGAAAAGCGCAAGUAUGGUGAAGAGGUGGCGAGGUUACGUGAUAGCCUGAAUUGCGCCAAUGAAGGGCUCAAGGAGUCGCGGUGGAUCAACCGGACAGUCUUGGGCGAUCUGAACGGGCUCAAGGGCCGUGUUACAGAAGACUUGAAGCGUGCCGAGAAGGAUAACGAUGUCAUUUACAUCAGUCCCGUGCCGCCCAAGUCCGAGCUUAAAACUAUUGGUCGCGCUAGCAUGGUUGCUUCCAAGGCACCCUCGCAAGUCACCGAUGCUAUCUCCAUGCUGGGGGACAAUGGGCCACUAGGACAGCCACUAUUCGCCAAGUUGGUUCCUUAUGCAGUGCACAUUGCGGCUAGCAUCUACUCGGACCGUCGAGACCGACUGGUCAAUGAAUCGCUCAUCGGGGAGUUGGAGUCGAUGACGGAUAAACUGCGAGACCUGCUUUCAUCGUUGAAUUUGCCAGGAUCUCUGCAAGCACUAGAAAAGCCACUGGGUCUCCCGCCUACCCUGGUUUCUCAUGCCGAGGAGAUGCGACAGCAAGAUGGACUCAAUCGUCUUCGCCGGUCUGUCGAAGACACCGCAACGAUCAAGUCCAAUGACCGAUCUGUCUACAACGAAGGCGUUGAGCUGCUAGCUGCUGAGAAGGCCGAGGACAACGCCGCCCGUCGCAAAUAUGGGACCGACCGGUGGAAUCGCAAGACAUCCGAGGCUGCUGCGCCCAAGAUUUACAACUCCUCAACCGAGAUCAAUGGCUACUUUUCAUCUGCACAGAGCAGCGAUGACCUAGUCGAGCGCAAGCUUCGGGACUCGGAGUCCGUGUUCCGCGUCUUGACGGGCACCAAUCGCGACCUUGAGUCCUAUGUCCCGAGCAGCCGCAGAGCUGCUAUUCCCCCGCAAGUGGAGCGGGAGAUCAUCAAGCUGCGGAGCUGUCUUACUGAAGUCAGUCGGAUGGAAAACCGACGGAGGCGACGAGUUCAGACGUGGAAGGACAAGGCUCGCGCUGAUGACAUUCACCCGGCUCUUCUCAAAGCAGCCGCCCGACUCGAACGGGAGUUCCCCAUGCAGGCCAUCCAAGCCAGUCAAUUCGAGGAUCUGUUUGAGGAGCAACUGCGAUUGUAUGAUGUCGACCGCGACAUGCUGGCCCAAGAACGCAAAGACCAGGAUCAGCUCUCGGAUCAAGUACGCGAAGCCAACCGUGCUUUUACACGAGCACACACAGGUGAUGCCUCGACCAAGGAACGAGAGACGGCACUUCAGGAUCUGGAGAACGGGUACCUGAAAUACAAGGAAAUCAUCUCCAACCUGGAGGUCGGACGCAAGUUCUAUAACGAUCUGGCCAAGAUCGUGGGCCGAUUCCGCGAUGACGCAAAGGCAUUCGUGCAUCAGCGACGGAUGGAAGCCAGUCAGCUGGAAGAGGACAUCUCGAACGUCACCGCCAUGGCCUCGCUGCACCUUACCCAGCCUCAUCUCCGCCAGCCCGCUCCCCAGCCCGCUCGUGCGCACCACUCUCCAUCAGCAUUCGCAGCGGCGACCGCCCCGCCCUCGCAGCCCCCAUCGCAGCCCCCACCGCCAGUUCAAGCUCAUCGACCAUCAGAUACGGCAACUCCCCUCACAGCGCCUCAACCAAUGCGGGCAGCGGUCGCACCGCCGUCGGUCCCCACGCCCGGCAUCUGGACUCCAGAGAUGGGCAUUCGUUUUGGCUCCGCCGGUGCACCCCCAGGCGCGACGCCGCCUGCAGGAACAGCGCCGAGUGGGCAGCCCGGUCGCGGGGCGCAGUCGGGACCCUGGGACCCCAACCAGGGCAUCCGGUUCGCGUGA
Penicillium cinerascens is the source of this 2577-nucleotide messenger RNA. Its product is annotated as putative pH signal transduction protein PalA. Gene Ontology annotation, cellular component: endosome. The transcript is spliced from 6 exons. The coding region runs from base 1 to 2577 and encodes 858 amino acids. Gene Ontology annotation, molecular function: protein binding. Lineage: Eukaryota; Fungi; Ascomycota; Eurotiomycetes; Eurotiales; Aspergillaceae. The record is from RefSeq and is a predicted model, not a curated record.